Messenger RNA from Pocillopora meandrina, 1680 nucleotides. Lineage: Eukaryota; Metazoa; Cnidaria; Anthozoa; Scleractinia; Pocilloporidae. The record is from the annotation of a GenBank genome assembly.
AUGUCUGAGAAAGGAGCGCUUCUGAAAACCGACGAAUUAGGAACAAACUAUGGGGAUUUAUUUAAUCCCGACGAGGAAGCAGUUGAACCCAAGUCACAGGAAAGCAAGCAAGCCAGCCAGACGACAUCUUGGUUCAACAUGAUUCGCGAGGCUGUUGCUAUCAACCAAAACCUCCUCGUCUACAAGGUUUUUUAUUUCUUUUAUUUUGCCGCGCUUGGCAGCCUCGUACCAUAUUUAUCACUUUAUUUUAAGCACUCGCUUUUGCUGCCAGCUCAUUUUGUGGGCAUCAUACUGGCAGUGAAGCCUCUUUGCCUGUUUGUGAGUGCGCCAAUUCUUGGAACCAUCGCAGACAAGUACAACAAGGUCAGAACAGUGUUACUAAUCGCGCUAUUCAGUUACAUUGUCAUGAAUCUCCUUGUUGCUGUGGUUCCUCCUGUGAGCAUAGAUUGCCUCAGCGAAGUCCACGAUAAACUGAACAUUUCGCACCCAAACGACACCAUUCAUCGUCUCCAUGGCAUCACGAAAGAAAAUCACGUAGAAGCAGGUAACAUUACCUCAAUCGGAAACACUGAGAUGUGGCAAGAAGCCUGGCUUUUCGAUCUUUACACCGAAAUGGAUCCGAAGAUUUACAAGAAUGCUAAAGUAGUGUUUCUUGUUAUCUUGAUAAUCACCAUAGUUGGUGAACUUCUUGGUGCCACGUCUAACACGCUCGCGGAUGUGGCUACAUUUCAAAACUUGGACAACCGUCCGCAGUACUACGGAGAGCAACGUUUGUGGGGGGAAGUCGGCUUGGGAGUAUCAGCUUUCAUUACAGGCUGUGUUGUACAGGGGCAGUACAAAAAACAGGUGGAUAUUUGUCCAGAAGACGUGUUUGACAUUUACCGACCUUUCUUUUACGUGAAUGCUAUUCUCAUGGCAGUCGCUCUGUUUGUGUCGACCCGCUUUAACUUUCAAGAUUCAGACAAGUAUGUGAAUGAGAAAAUUGCCCUGUUUAAAGGCCUACAGAUAUUCGGCAAAAUUGAGUAUUUGAUCUUCGCCAUGAUUGCUCUUUUCCUUGGGGCCGCCUUAGGAUCAGCGGAAACUUUCCUGUUUGUUCACUUGGUAGAGCUUGGCGCCUCGCCGUCCUUAUUCAGUGCACUGGUCGCCGUGCAUUGUAUCUCAAAUGUUGCAAUGUAUUACGGCUCUAUAUACUUCCUUGAAAGCAUCGGCCAUAUGAAGAUGCUCACACUUGGGCUGUUGAUUUAUGCGUUGAGGUUUUACUACUUUUCCGCCAUUGAGAAUCCUUGGCUGGUGUUACCGAUUGAAUUUCUCCGUGGGCUGUGCUCGGCGUCUGUAUGGUGUGCUCUGGCGUCCUAUGUGGGCACUCCUCCCCGUGUUGGUGCUACACUGCAAGGUAUUUUACACGGCCUGUACUACGGUCUUGGCAGAGGGCUCGGUCAGCUGAUAGGAGGAAUUUUGAUUCGCAGAUUUGGUACGGAUCCGUAUUUUCGCUACUUUGCUCUCAUUGACUUUCUAGUGAUGAUCAUUGUGGCGCUGCUGAUUCCUUACUUGGGUCCGCGAGGUACAAUAUGGAUGACUUUAUCGGGUUAUUCCCCACUUCGCGCGCAAGAAGUCGAUUGUUGUCCCAAAAUCUACAGACUACCUUGCAUGCAGAAGAAGAACUCAGACCAAGAGGAAUAG